Messenger RNA from Belonocnema kinseyi, 4260 nucleotides. RefSeq names its product PH and SEC7 domain-containing protein 2 (gene Efa6). Gene Ontology annotation, molecular function: guanyl-nucleotide exchange factor activity; protein binding; phospholipid binding. The record is from RefSeq and is a predicted model, not a curated record. Bases 300 to 3599 code for a protein of 1099 amino acids. Gene Ontology annotation, biological process: regulation of ARF protein signal transduction. The transcript is spliced from 14 exons. NCBI's taxonomy places the organism in Eukaryota, Metazoa, Arthropoda, Insecta, Hymenoptera, Cynipidae.
UCCCCCAACAAGUGGCGCCAUCAAAUCCCUCCAGAUAACGUCGAAAGAAGUGUUCAGUUCAAUUUCAGUGUUGCUAUUGCCUUCCGCGUCCAGCGCAUGCCGGAAAGUUUGUAGGUGCGGACUCGCGUGUCCGUUCCAAGGCGAAAAAGCCUCUCGGUAUCCAUCCCGACCCUCGUCGUCCGUGAGAGGCGUCUGCCGCGGAAUAGAGGAAAAAGCUGUGUUUUCGUUUGUGCGUGGUGUGUGAACGUGCGUCAAUUCGUCAAAUGACAGUGAGGUGAGAUCAAUGUGCUGGCUGUAUCAUGGCUGAGGAGCUGCUGGUUAGUCUGAACCGUAGUGAUACGACGGGAUUCGGCUUCUCUUUGCUCGGUACUGCCGGGUUGCCCCACGUAAUCUUCGACAUCGUUGAGAACUCACCUGCGGCAGAGAGCGGCAAGGUCGAGGCCGGCGAUGUUAUUCUCAGGGUGAAUGAAGUUGAUGUCAACCGAUUUAGCACCAAGGAAGUUCUGAAAUGUCUCCGGCUCUCGUCAGACCCCGUCACGCUGAAGCUGCGAAGGGAUCCAGCCAUCAAAUCGUACGUGCGACGUUUAUUGUGCUCUGGUCAGCCGACGUGCGAAGGUGCUGAAAGUUUGAAACUCUUUCGAACAGGAAUUGAAAACAACUCGAGAAACAGAUCUUCCGGAAAUGGUGACGAGAGAGGCGGAAAAAAUUCCGGAUCGGAAUUGUCGCCGAUAAGUCUUCCGCAGAAUCCUCCGGGUGUUCCGCAAAAUGCAGUCAGGAGUAAUGGAUCGUGUAGCGAUGCAUCCGGAUCCUCGGAAAUCGAAGCGCUUUUACCUCAGUUCGACAGCUUUAAAGAAGAGGAACGCGCCCAGUGGGAACCAUUGUCCGGCGACAAGUUUGGCAGACAAAAAAAUACUCCGAGAUUCGAGGCCUACAUGAUGACCGGAGACUUGAUGUUGAACCUCUCCCGAACGCAACAAAGCACCUGUCUCCUUCCAAAGUACCAGAAAAAGGUGGAUUCGCUGAGGUACAACAAUCAUCAUUCCCACCAUCGCUACAAUCACUACAAUCAUCAUCACCACAACUCCGUACCUACCAGUCCUAACGAAAUACUCGGCCACCACCGGAGCUACAAGGUGACCGGGUCAAAUUCAGCCACUACCUCACCAGUUGGAACCGCGAGGCGCGAAAGCACCCAGUGUUCGCCUGCUUGCGAGAGCAAAAACAACGCCAAUUUCGGCUACUCGAGUGGAUUUGUGAGGACCUCUCGAUCCGAGGACCACCUCCAGUUCCAGAAGGAUCCAUCCAUGAGUACCGUGGACAUCGACAUCGACGACGACGUCACAUCGAGUCUCAACACCCUCCUGGACACGAGACCCGAGAGUGGUCAGGGUCUCUCAAGCGAGCGUAUCGUUUGGACUUACAAUGCGCCUGUCAGCUCGCCCUCCAUCUCCGAGAGAACCUCCUGCUGUCGAAAUGGCAGCUCACCAGCUCAAUCCUCGAGCAGUAGUUCCUCGACCGAGGGCACCAGCCCUCAGCGUUCCCUCUCGCCGGCAUCCCCGACCUCGGUCUCUUCGUCCGUCAUGUCCUCCAACUCGGAGUCUCGCAGGUUUCCUCUUCCGGUGGUGCCAGGCGCCGUCGUUCAGCUUGGACUGGGUUCCGGCGAGGGCACCUCGCCAGGUGGACUGCAUCCCACAAAUGGCGAUCUCAGCCAGUCGGAGGCAAUCAGCAAUAUGUCGAGUCCAGACUACAAUGAUGAAGAGACUAUGGACAUUCUUAGUGCGCGUGAUAUUAUGAUGGUUAGUGAUCCCAGUGAUAGUGAUUCGACGAUCCUCGCGAGUGAGCCACCGCAGAGGCGACUCAAGAGUGGAAGCUACAGCGCUAGUCAGGAGUCCAGUGAAUACAGAAUAGUCAUUCAGGUUAAGGGACCGGACAAGGAGGGCGCGAGGAAUUCGAGUCCGAGGCAGAACAGGCGCAGGGCAAAUUCGAGUAAUGGUGAGAUCCAGCAGCCGAAUCAACAACGGACUGGGAAUAAUCAUUCCUUGGCGGAGUCGACUGGAUACCAGGAAUUAAAAGAUUUUGAAGAAGAAAGAGAGCCAAUGAUAGCUCCUGCCAGCGAAGAGCAGAAGCAAAGUGGCCAAUCCCCUCCUUUAUCCGCCGACGAAGAGAGCGAUAUUGAGAGUCUGCACAGUUUCCAUUACAGUCCAAAGGCCGUGGAUUUGCCGUCUGCAGUCAGAUUAGCAAAAAGGCUUUAUUCUUUGGACGGUUUUAAGAAAUCCGACGUCUCCCGACAUCUUAGUAAAAACAAUGACUUCAGCAGAGCAGUGGCUGAAGAAUAUUUAAGGUACUUUAACUUCGAAGGAGACACGCUGGACGUGGCUCUCAGAAAAUUCCUUGCACAAUUUUCUUUGACUGGUGAAACCCAAGAGCGGGAAAGAGUUCUUGUUCAUUUCUCCAAGAGGUAUCUGGACUGCAAUCCUGGCAGCUUUAACUCUCAAGAUGCUGUUCAUACUCUGACCUGUGCGAUAAUGCUACUUAACACGGAUCUUCACGGUCAAAACAUUGGCAGAAAGAUGUCUUGUUCGGAGUUUAUAGAAAAUUUGUGGGAGCUCAACGACGGCGAUAAUUUCCCCAGAGAAGUGCUCAAACAGCUUUACAAUGCUAUUAAAUCGUUUCCUUUAGAAUGGGCGUUGGACGACGAAGGAGACGAAGCAGCGUCUCACGCUGUUCAGCAAGGCGACGGUCCAGCGAUAUCUACCUCCGGAAAUCCAUUUCUGGAUGUUCCAAACAUCACUGGUGCUACUGAAUAUAAAAAGGGUUAUGUCAUGCGCAAGUGCUGCUAUGAUUCCAAUGGAAAGAAAACGCCUUUUGGAAAGAGAGGGUGGAAAAUGUAUUAUUGUACAUUAAGAGAACUUGUAUUAUAUUUGCACAAAGACGAACACGGCUUCCGAAAUGAUAGUUUACACAAUGCCAUACGUAUUCAUCACGCGCUAGCGACGAAAGCGUCUGAUUAUACGAAAAAGCAGUAUGUCUUCAGGUUACAGACUGCCGAUCAAGCGGAGUACCUCUUUCAAACUAGUGAUUCCAAAGAGUUACAGUUGUGGAUCGAUACGAUCAAUUUUGUCUGUGCAAGUUUUUCCUGCCAACCGCUUGCUGGCGCGGUAGGCUCUCAGCGAAAGUUUCAGCGGCCUUUACUUCCGUGCAGUCACUCGAAGUUAAGUCUCAUAGAGCAGUUGCGGGAUCAUGAAGAUAGAGUGAGUAAGUUGGAAACUGAGCUAGACGAGCACAGACGACAUCCGCCAGAAAGAGGAGCAAAAUCACUGACGAUUCAAAACUACAAAGAAAAAGACGCUUAUCUGCAAUAUGAGUUGAAGAGGUACAAAAGUUACGCCUAUCUUAUGCGAUCGCGAUUGGUCUUCGCCGAGGUGGAGCCGCCUCUGGUCGAGAGCAGCAUCGGCGAGGUGGACGAAGUAUCCGGAGCUCCGCUGAAUUCUGACGUGGCACUGGUCCCACCUCCGGUUCCUGAUCGUCCAGCCACAAAUAGGGUUGAAGAAGAACAAGUCAAGAACAAAUCAAGCAGCUCGACUUUACUAAGGUGCUAAGAGGAAAAUUAUUUAUCCUUCUACGUGAUGAACUUCGUUAGUAAUAAGCGAUUCCUGACUGGGUAGUAUAUUUAUCUAUGUAAAUAAAUGUUAAUUGUUUUAAGUUUUUAAUACUCAGUGAUGUUAAUGUUGAUUCUUGGAUGUUUCAAUUCAAAAUUCGGAUUCCCCAUACCAAUUUCUUGAUAAUGCUCGACUCUCAAAUUUGUCUUUGACAAUCAUAAAAAGACAUAUUGUGCCGUCAAAUCUCGAAUUGAUUGUUAAAAUUUACUUGUGAUUCAGAAUUAAUCGUUGCAAAAUUCUGAACCAGUUGGUGUUUUUAAAUUUUAAAACAUUAACUUUAGUUGGUGUGCCCGAAUGCAGUGUGCCUCAAGGCAAUAUCUCAAGUACCCCAAGGCAGAAAAUAUAUUUUUAUUUCUUGUUUGCUCAUAUUAUUUCGUCUUGAUAAUAGGAAUAGAAUUUUGUUUCAAGUCAUUUAUUUGCCAAUUUUUCGAAUCUACCAGUCGGUGUUUUAAAAUCUAGUUACUGAUGAGAAUGAUAGAAAAUUGUUUGUUUAAAAUUCAUACCUAUACGGGUGAUUCUCUAUAUAAAGGUCACUUUUGCUUCCCUGUGUAAUAUUUUUUCGAACAUUUAUUGAAUUGUUUUAAAAUUUGGAAACCAAGCU